GAGCAUUUUUUGUUUGUUUUUAAGUAACUCCUCCUCCCUUGCGUUCCCCGCAUCCCGCCUCAUUUAGGAGCUGAAGAUUUUUCUUAUGGCGUUAAGAUUCAGUUUUAUCGAGGGUGUAGUUUAUUACUCUCUUUCGUAUUUCUGCCCUUCACUUGUUGAAUGGAACAUCAACAAUUAGCCAGGGUGUGAUUCACUACGUGUUCAACUUGAUACUUCAAUUUGAAAAAUGUUUUUUUCUUUGUGGGAGUUCUUCUAUGGGCACUUUUUUCGAUUUUGGAUGAAAUGGCUCUUACGACAGAUGACUGGAAAGUGUGAAUUGCAGCGAAUUUUUGAUACCUAUGUAGGUGCACAAAGGACACACAGGAUAGAAAAUUCCUUGACAUACUCCAAGAAUAAGGUUUUACAGAAAGCGACACUUGCUGUUCAGAGUGACGUGGACAAAUGUGUAGAAGAUAUAAUGAAGGAAAAGAAUAUUAACCCUGAGAAGGAUGCCAGUUUUAAAAUCUGCAUGAAGGCAUGCUUACUACAGAUAUCUGGUUAUAAACAGCUCUAUUUGGAUGUAGAAAGUGUGAGAAAAAAGCCAUAUGAUUCUGAUAACAUGCAACAUGAAAAGCUGCUUCUCAAGCUUUGGAAUCUUCUAAUGCCCACGAAAAAGUUGAAGGCUAGAGUCUCCAAGCAAUGGGCUGACAUUGGUUUCCAGGGUGAUGAUCCCAAAACAGACUUCAGAGGCAUGGGCAUACUUGGAUUAAUCAAUCUUGUGUAUUUCAGUGAAAAUUAUACCAGUGAAGCUCAUCAGAUUCUUUCCCGUUCAAAUCAUCCAAAAUUAGGGUAUUCUUAUGCAAUAGUUGGAAUCAAUCUUACAGAGAUGGCUUAUAGCUUGCUGAAGAGUGAAGCUUUGAAGUUUCAUCUCUACAACUUUGUUCCUGGUGUGCCAACAAUGGAACACUUUCAUCAGUUUUAUUGUUACCUUGUCUAUGAAUUUGAUAAGUUUUGGUUUGAAGAAAAGCCAGAAAGCAUUAUGUACUUCAACAUAUAUAGAGAGAAGUUUCAUGAAAAGAUUAAAGGACUUUUACUGGAUUGUAAUGUAUCACUUGCUUUAAAGAUAUAAAUCAUCCAUCGUAUCUUCUAUUUCUACCACAUGUUGCACACACUACAGAAUUUAUCUGUUAUAAUAGAAAUUAUCUGAUCAAUUACACUUCUUAUAUAUAAUUUCCUACAAAAAUAUUUCAGAAAUUCUAUUUAAGAAAGCUAGUGGACAAUCAGUGUAUGUUUACAGUUGUUUAUACACUGUCCUCCAAAGGUACGUUAUCCUUCCAAAGAACCACUCUGUGAGUCACUGAACUACAGUUUGGAACUUGGGAUUUAGCCCAUUUAGUGUCAAAGUACAAAUCAGGUAUUUGUAUUAAAUUGGUUGAUUAAAAUGUGUAAAAGUCAGUUUUCAUUUUUAUGUGUUGUAGCUGUCAAGAUAAUAUCUUUUCAAAGCUCUUUUAAGAUUUUUUGGUUUUUAGUUUGGAAAUGAUUGUUUUUUAUUUUCUUUGUCUUAUUUUAUUUCUAGGUUAAUUAACAGGGAGAGUCGUUCUUCCUGGUUUUCUUUGUUUUCAUCUCAAUCACAUAUCAUAAUGUUGCUUCAUUAGUAGCAACGGGAACAUAGGUAUGU
Messenger RNA from Ceratotherium simum simum (southern white rhinoceros), 1657 nucleotides. It is a transcript of the gene ELMOD2, whose product is annotated as ELMO domain containing 2. Gene Ontology annotation, cellular component: membrane. Gene Ontology annotation, molecular function: GTPase activator activity. The record is from RefSeq and is a predicted model, not a curated record. NCBI's taxonomy places the organism in Eukaryota, Metazoa, Chordata, Mammalia, Perissodactyla, Rhinocerotidae.